AUGUUUGGCUCUAUUCUUGAUGUUCUUGAAUCACUUGUUCUUGAUACACGUUCUACAGAUGAAAGAGCCAAGGCAAUGGGAUAUCUCAGGGCUUGUCAAACAUUUGAGGUUGCAUUCAUGUUACAUUUGAUGAGGGAUAUUUUAGCAAUCACAAAUGAGCUCAACAAAUGCUUACAAAAAAAAGAGCAAGACACUGCAAACGCCAUGCUACUUGUUGAAGUAGCAAAGAAAAGGUUGCAAAAGUUAAGGAAAGAGGAAUGGGAAUCUCUUAUUGCUAAGAUAUCUGCAUUUUAUAUCAAAUAUGAUAUUUUGAUACCUCGCUUUAAUGAGCCAUAUGUUAGUUCUUUAAGAUCACGUCGUAAACCUGCUGAUUGUACAGUCUUAAAUCAUUAUCGGGUUGAUGUAUUUUGCAAAAUUAUUGAUUGGCAAAUUCAAGAACUUAAUGAAUGUUUUGACGAAGAGACAACUUAUUUGCUUCAUGGAAUUUCUUGUUUGAAUCCAAUUAACUCAUUUUCAAGUUUUGACAUCAGGAAAAUAAUGAGAAUGGCUGAGUUAUAUCCUGAUGACUUUGAUGAAUUUAGUAUGGGUACUCUUGAGAAUCAACUUGCAAGUUAUAUUAUUGAUGUUCGUGAUGUUGAUGAAAGAUUCUCCGAUCUACGUGGGCUUUGUGAUCUUUCAAAAAGAUUAGUUCAGACAAAGAAGCAUUCAAAUUAUCCUCUUGUAUUUCGCUUAGUGAAACUUGCUUUGCUUCUGCCCGUUGCCACUGCAUCUGUUGAAAGAGCAUUUUCGGCGAUGAAGUUUAUCAAGAAUGACUUACGAAGUCGAAUGAAUGAUGAGUUCUUUAGUGGUUGUUUGGUGCCUUAUGUAGAAAAAAAUGUGUUUGAUAGUAUUUCUAAUGAUACUAUUAUUAAAACAUUUCAAGAUAUGAAACCUCGUCGAGUGCAGUUGUAA
This is a messenger RNA of Nicotiana tabacum (common tobacco), 951 nucleotides long. RefSeq lists its product as uncharacterized. Gene Ontology annotation, molecular function: protein dimerization activity. The record is from RefSeq and is a predicted model, not a curated record. NCBI's taxonomy places the organism in Eukaryota, Viridiplantae, Streptophyta, Magnoliopsida, Solanales, Solanaceae.